GCCUGAAAAGACAACAGUGUUGAUCUUUUUAUCUAUGUAUGCAUUACGGAUUAUUGUCAUGUCAAUAGCGUGACUAUACUCAAUGUCAAUGUAUGAAACAAGGAAGAAGCUUGCUAUAUUAACGUUAGCCUGUUUACUUGUUUAUCCAGACGUGAAUUUCAGUUGAAUGCAGUACAAAAAGGAUUUUGUUAGCAAUCACUAUUAACGUUAGUAUUGUAUCACUUCUAAGUAAUUCAGUGAUAGAAUGAGAAUACACACAGCGUAUUCAGCCCUUAAGGCGAACUUUGCUACUGGUAGAUAUCUAGGCUAUAGCAGGAAUGCAGUUAACGCUUAGCUGAGACUGCCUAGCUUUAUCUUGCGUCGUGGACUGCACAAUGCAAGUGGAAUUGUUUUGAAAGAAUCUUUGGUUAAGGCGGCUUCCUCUGUGCUCAUGAAUGGAAAAGAGGCAUGGGAUACUGGCGGGCCGCGUCCACAGAAGUUGGCCAAAUGUCAGUCUGCUGUGCUGGAUGAGUGGCUAGGUCCAAGUGGUCUGAUCCAUAAAAACUCAGAGAAAACAAUAGGCGAUGAUGAAAGUAAAUGUCUUGAGGAGAUGCAAGAGGAGAUAAUGGAGAAGAAAGCAACUCCAGUGGCCAGUGGGUGCAUCCCCUGUCCCACCGAUGAAGACAUUUUUUGGGAGAUACAGAACGAGGGGAUUGGGCCAGAGACAGAAGCCAAAGUGCAGGAAGGUGUAGUUCAAUCAAAAAGCCACAUGUUGAACACCGACAUGGUGGAGGGGGAUGCGUCUCAGGAAGACGUGGAGCUGAAGGGAGAGGGGAUUGGGCCAGAGACAGAAGCCAAAGUGCAGGAAGGUGUAGUUCAACCAAAAAGCCACGUGUUGAGCAGCAACAUGGCGGAGGGAGGUGCGUCUCAGGAAGAGGGGAUUGGGCCAGAGACAGAAGCCAAAGUGCAGGAAGGUGUAGUUCAACCAAAAAGCCACGUGUUGAGCAGCAACAAGGCGGAGGGAGAUGCGUCUCAGGAAGACGUGGAGAUGAAGGAAGAGGGGAUUAGGCCAGCGAUAGAAGCCAAAGUGCAGGAAGGUGUAGUUCAACCAAAAAGCCACAUGUUGGCUGAGGGAGAUGCGUCUCAGGAAGACAUAAAGAGAGAGGAUGGGGGAAUGACACCACCAGUUGCUCAGGGAGGAGAGUCUGCCUCAACUAAUGAUAACCAAGACACUGGUGUAGAGGCUUAUGUUGCUCAGGCAGAUUUAGAAACGCAUCCUCACACUGGGUCCAGUGAUCCCCAGGGAUGUCCCAUUACGGACUGCCUGGUCAUGGACCUGGGUGCCCUCCUUGCUGAGACCCAGACAUGUGACAGUCUCCCACAGUUUAAGACUGAGUCCCAACCAGAGAUGGAUGGGUGGCAUUUCCCAGUAGGGCAUGGGUUGGCAGACAUGGCACACCGCCCUUACUGGCAGUUCCCAGCCAUGAGCUACUAUCCAGCCCUACAGGAGAACACAGAGUUUAAAGUAAUGUGGCGAGUAUGGGAAGAUCUGCCUGGACCCCAAGCUGAAGCAGCUGUACCUCAGAUGAUUGACCAAGACCCAGACACUUUGUUUAAGUUCUCCGUCAUGUCCUACAAUAUCUUGGCUCAGGACCUACUGGAGGCAAACCCUGAUCUCUACCUACACUGUUCAGAUAAGGUGCUAGUCUGGAGCGCCCGUCUCAAGGGGAUUAUCCAGGAGAUUCAAGCCUGGCGACCAGAUAUUCUAUGUUUGCAAGAGGCUCAGGAAGACCAUUUCAAGAAACAGCUCCAACCUGUCCUCAGUGACAUGGGGUACAGCUGUGUGUACAAGCGACGGACAGGAUCCAAGACAGAUGGAUGUGCUGUGUGCUACCAGAACAAGCGCUUCUCCCAGCUCUCUGUGAGUCUGCUGGAGCUGCGCAAGGAGAGAUGUGAGCUGCUGGACCGCGACAAUGUGGCUAUUGUUUUACUGCUGCAGCCAAUCACCUCUCAAUGCCACGAUGAGAGGGGCACCCCUAUUUGUGUGGCCACUACCCACUUGCUGUUCAACCCCAGGAGAGGUGAUAUCAAGCUGGCCCAGCUGGUGCUGGUGCUGGCGGAAGUGGAUAAAGUGGUGAAACGCUGCAAGAUCAUGGGGCGAGACUGUGAGGUGGUUCUCUGUGGAGACUUCAACUCCCUCCCCAAUAUGCCACUGUACCAGUUCAUCAGCACUGGACAGCUCCAUUACCAUGGCUUACCAGCCUGGAUGAUAUCAGGACAGGAGGACCUGUCACACCAAACUCAUCCCAGAAGAGUUCUUGCUCCACUGUUGCCUAGCAGCCUCGGCAUCAACGACAACUGCCAGUAUGUAACUACGAGCAUGGCUAAGCCACCACCGCCAGGAGAAUUAAAGUACAAUCAUGACUACAUGCUCAAUCUACGGUACAGCCAGGCAGCUUGUGUGCGGCCAAAAGACCUGGAGCACAUACCUGGAGUUACAGACAAUGCACCUGAUCAACAUGAAAAGCAGCCAUGUGCUCUAACGUUCCGAAACACAAUCUGCCACUGUCUGAACUUGAAUUCUGCCUAUAGUCAUAUAAUCACUGGAACAGACAGGCCUGAGGUGACGACAGUACACUCCAGUGCUGGAGCAACAGUCGAUUAUAUCUUCUACACCGCAAGAAGUGAACAUAGCCGAAGCCAAACAGACAAAGGAGCGCGUGGAGGCCUGGAGCUGAUAGGAAGACUGUCUCUGCUGUCCGAGGCAGACCUGUGGUCUUUGAGAGGUCUGCCCAAUGAGAUCUUUACCUCUGACCAUCUCAGCCUAUUGGUCAAAUUUCAGCUGCGCAUCAGUCCACUCUGAUGUCACACAGAGAGGGAUUGUUAUGUGACUGUGGUUGGCCAUCAACACAGGAAAUGUAUAGAUUAAUGGCCUUAAUGGACAAUGGACAUGCACCACAUUUUAUACGUCAUGGCAUCAUGAUGGGUUCUGCAUAUUUCCAGUUCAAGUCGGAUGUUGAGACACAUCCUGUUAAGAUUUCAUCACAGUCUGUCCAUAUGUUUGUGUUCAGGCUGCAUUCAGAAAUGUACAUAAUUUCAGCAAGAGACAUUUUCGAUCCAGUUCGAUGGGGUUUUUUUUGUUCCUUUUUAACACAAUUUUAGAGUUGAGUUGAAAACUUCAGAAUUUUAUAUUUGCAGAGGUUAUUUGGAAUAUAGCUUAAGGAAAUGUUGAAUUGGCUCAUCAAUUUGAUAACCAUUAUUACAUCAAUGGAGCAGACUUCUGUUGCAGAAUGUACAUUCUAAACUUUUGCACUCCAAGGCAUCAAUGUCAAUUUUGUUUAAAAUAUUUAUAUAAUGAAGAUACAGACUUUCUAUUUCAGAUUGUAUGAACCUCAUGAAAGCAAUAUUGAAGUGAUUUUCUGACUUCUGAGCCACCCUGAUGUUUUGCGGCAAAAUGAUUUUCUUUGUUUUAUCAAUGGAAAUAAUUUGUUAAUAAACAUGUCAU
Molecule: messenger RNA, 3484 nt
Organism: Alosa sapidissima (American shad)
Lineage: Eukaryota; Metazoa; Chordata; Actinopteri; Clupeiformes; Clupeidae
Gene: angel1
Product: angel homolog 1 (Drosophila)
Exons: 10
Coding region: 431-2842 (803 amino acids)
Molecular function (GO): 3'-5'-RNA exonuclease activity
Source: RefSeq, a predicted model, not a curated record